Sinocyclocheilus grahami is the source of this 3875-nucleotide messenger RNA. RefSeq names its product protein TALPID3. The coding region runs from base 1 to 3648 and encodes 1215 amino acids. The record is from RefSeq and is a predicted model, not a curated record. Gene Ontology annotation, biological process: smoothened signaling pathway. Gene Ontology annotation, cellular component: centriole; ciliary basal body. NCBI's taxonomy places the organism in Eukaryota, Metazoa, Chordata, Actinopteri, Cypriniformes, Cyprinidae. The transcript is spliced from 25 exons.
AUGUCCUCCGGCAGCAUUUCAGGGAAAAGCCAGACGCCACCUAAAGCAUCUGUUGCUUUUACUGGAAGUGUACAACCAGAAGAGCCAGCUUUCAUGAAACCACCAAAUGAACAGGAGAACCAGGCAGAACAUAUAUGUGUGGCAUCUUCCAGCUCGGCUGUGCAAAGAGCCAAUGAGAUGCUGCAGGAUCUGGGGCGGCUUAAAAAUGAGAUGAGGAGUCUAAUGCAGACUGCUGAUGCGUUUCCUGUGCAGAAUGCCAAGUCGACCCAGAACAACAGGAGCAGCCAUCUCGCCACGGCCCCUCCUCCUUCCACAACCUCCAUCUCCGUGCCCCCAGAGCCGGUUGAUGCGAUUACCAUCAGGGCUGCUCCUUUAAACAGACCCAGCAUUCUGAAGAGCAUCCAGCCGCCCACAUCCAUGUUUGAGGAUGCAGGACUGGUCCUGAGGCAGGUGAGGCAGAGCAAGAAGGUUCUGGAAGAAAACCUGGAUGCCAUUUUGAGAGCCACAGAUGGAGAGGUGCUUCACACGCAGUUAGAGGCACUGUCGAAAAACAGAGAUGUCGGUGAAGAGCUGAGGAUAAAGAAGACAGUUGAUGCCUGGAUCAAUACACUCAGCAAGGAGAUUCAGGAUGAGCUGGCGAGGGAGAGCUCUGAGAGGAUUGUGGAGAGGAGCGAUGCUGCAGUCUCUAAAGUGGUGCAGCAGGGCCAGGGGAGCAGGAGCGGACGUGUGGCUGGUCCGAGAGGGGGAGGAAGAGGAAGAGGGGGAGGUGAAACCUCUGCGGCAGACAAGAAAACCUCUCUGAGAGGCUCGGUUAGAGCACAAGCAGAAAACACACUGGCACACAGCAAACAACCCGCUCUGUCUGUCAGAACCAGACCUGAAGGGAAGCGAGAGUCGGCUCAGCCGGUUGUGCUAAAAUCUCAGGAUGAUCAGGAGUAUCUGGCGAGGCUGUAUGGAAAACCCCUUUAUGAUGGUCAUCGACGAACGCUUAAAAAAAGCCCUUACCUUCGAUUCAACUCCCCCACGCUGAAAUCCAAACCGCACCGACCAAAAGUAGUAGAGGCUGUCAAAGGGGUGAAGAUGAAGUCAUCUAAAACCCAAACUAGCCAGUUUGGGGAUGUUGUUCCUGCGCUGCAGUCUUCAGUCUCUGAGCCCCAUUUCCUGUUCAGCCCCAGUGAUCCUGCCCAACAGCAGCAGCCUGGCUCUCCAGUGCGAGGUUACCUCAUUCCCAUGGCCAUACCUUUAGGUAAGCCCAGAGUGGACAGCCAGGCCCCGGUGCCUUCACGGGUCAUCAUUAGCGACAAACCAGCAACCGUAACAACCUCCUUCCCUCCCAUCACUGUUCCUGAACCCAAACCUGCUUCUGCUAUUCGGAAACCCAACACCAUCUUACUGGAGGUCCAGUCAAAACCGAAGAAACGGAUCCCACAGCUCCAAAUACAGGUCCAGCCUGGUGUGAACAUUGAGAGUGGUCUUUGCAGCCGGCCAGCUUCCUCUACGCCGUUGAUUCCAGCCGAAACCAUCCUUCCUUCACCUUCAACCCAUGCCGCCGAGGAACCGCAUGCUGGUGAAGAUCAGGAGGAAAAUAUCUUUCCCGGAACCAAUUUCUUGUCUGUAACCGACAUCAGCCAGGAAACACACGGUGGACUUCCAGACUCUCCUAUAGAGCUCAACGGGCUGCCGUCUCCUCCAGCUGCUCUGUAUCACGGCCCGGCCUUUCCUCCACAGCCUUCCCAGUCCACACCUCUGACCGAGCCCAUCCUGAGCACCAUCCAGCAUAGAGAAACCCUGGAGAACAGGCUGGUGAAUUGGGUGGAGCAACAGCUGAUGGCCAGAAUGAUCACUGGAAUGUUCCCUCAGCCCAUCCAGACUGAUCCAGCCAGCCAAUCAGAGCCAGAGAAUAGUGUGGCAUCAGACAUAGUGGAGGCCGCAGGUGGUGGUGGUCUUCAGUUGUUUGUGGACACAGGGGUACCAGUGGACUCUGAGCUCAUAAGACAGUGUGUAAAUGAAGUGCUGGCUGAAACCGUUGCAGUAAUGCUGGGACAGAGAGAGACACAGAGUGAACCCGUUGCCCCUGUCCAAACACAGGAUGCUCAGGAGAAGGUGACUGAGGUACCAACACCGGCACCCACUCCUGAGCCCAGUUCCAAAGACCCGCCGUCUCUUGUCAGAACCCCUGAUCUCUCCGAGCAUCUUUCUACAGCUCUGUCUCCCAAAGAAAACCAUGAGGGAUCUGCUUCACCAGGUCCAGGUAGAAUUCCUGUGGGCACACCGACUACCACACCAAUCCCAUCUCCCACCAGGGUGGCCACACCCUCUCCUCCUCCAGCCAAUCAGAGCCCAGAUUCAGCCAGCCUCCAGAAUCACCCAUGGGGAGGAACAGAGCUCCCCCUGGAGGAGGAAGAACCGCACAGCGAGAGGCAUGAACAGCCGUCAGCACCAGUUGUCAUGUCAGUAGUCCAAGAGGACGACGAGGAAGAAUCAGUCUUCCAUCCAUCUCCACCUCUCCCCUCCAAACCCACGACUCCCCCACCUCCUCUUCCUCCUGUGAGCCAGGAACCUCCUCCUGCCGCCACCCCUGAAUCCUCCUCCUCCUCAGAGGAGAGCAGCUCUAGUUCCAGUGUGACUGUCACUGAGACUGAGACGGCAGCCAAACACAUCUCAGAGGGAGAGCUGCUGCUCACUCACGGCCAGAUGGCGGCAGUCAGAGUUCUGGAUGAGGAAGGAGUCCUUCUGCCUAAUUUGAUGACCAGCAUGAAUGGUUCCCUGCACGGAGUCCAAGAUAUGGACUAUGAUCCGCCCAGUGAAGGUCAGGUGAUCGGAGCUCCACGCAUUCCUGCUCAUCAUGAUCCCAUCCUGUCUCUGUUGGCCAGAAUGGAACGCGGCCCUGUCAGCCAAUCACAGCAGCCAGAGAAAUGGUGGGAGGAGGAGAGCAGUGGAGAGGUCAGUGAGGGUCAGAGACCACUUCUGACGACCGCAGCGGAGAUUGUGCUGACCGGACACUCACUCGUGGAUCCGCAGAGACUCACACAGCACAGAUCCACAGAGAUCUCACCCCACGCCACACUCACAUCUCCUGGACAAGUGCUCGCCGACCACACGGGUGCUGUGGUUGAAGACACUGGGCUGUCAGUGAACCUCAGGUCAUCUGAGGAACAGAAGGAAGAUGAGGUUUAUCAUCAUGUGAUGACUGUCUCCUCUCAGCUGCAGGACACACAAAAUCAGAGCUCUCAGACGGCACAGGCGGUCCACAGACCUACACCAAUCCUGGUGAGGCAGUAUGAAGACAAAGAAGUACCAGUACUUAAGGCUUAUGCAGCCUACAAACUACCUGGAUUUUCAGUAAAACUUAAAAAAAAUUUUUUUAAUUGUAUUUAUUUUUUGGCGGUCCACAGACCUACACCAAUCCUGGUGAGGCAGUAUGAAGACAAAGAAGUACCAGAGUUGCCCAGGUUGAGGAGACUUUCAGAUGACACGUUUUUUGGGGACAACGAGAAAGGUGAAGACAUUUUUCUGCACACUGAAGGAGGAGGAAGUGAUGUCAGAGUGAUGUCGGUGAGGCUGCCGUCAGUCAAACAGGAUCAAGAGUCUGUCAGCCUCAGCUCUGUUGAAGGCGAUACAGACUCUUCUGCUAAUGAUGUGUUUUAACAGCGACGACCCUGUGAAACCGCUCUGACAGGAAACUGCUAAGUGCCUGAAAGGAAGGAGAUGUUCUCAGCCUUAAAUUAUUCACAUCACAGAAACUCAUAUUUGGAUGACAGUUAGUGCAAGAGAUACAAUGAACUUUCUCUAAUGUCGCUUGCAUCAAUGUUAAAUGAAACCAUAUGUGCUGUUGUUUGCUGUAUGACUGUACAUUUUUAUACAAAUAAAUUUGA